Molecule: messenger RNA, 2010 nt
Organism: Gigantopelta aegis
Lineage: Eukaryota; Metazoa; Mollusca; Gastropoda; Neomphalida; Peltospiridae
Product: carboxypeptidase M-like
Exons: 9
Coding region: 173-1456 (427 amino acids)
Biological process (GO): proteolysis
Cellular component (GO): cell surface
Molecular function (GO): zinc ion binding; metallocarboxypeptidase activity
Source: RefSeq, a predicted model, not a curated record
AACUCAUCCCGGGUUUCACUGUAUCACGUGACACCAGUGUCGUCAUGCCAUUGAAAGAACUCUUUCUACACGGUUUGUAAAGCUCUUUAAUACCCGGUUCUCGCUGAAUAUUACAAACCCGUGCCCAGCGCGCAAACAGUGGAUAUACGCACAGCAACUGCAUCUUCAGGCCAUGAUAAUUCUACUAGGAUGUUUGGUCUUGCUGGAGCUUUCUAGGAUGGUGGCACCGUUGGACUUCAACUAUCACAAUCACACCGAACUGGAACAAUUCCUCAAAAACAUAUCUCAACAAUACCCAGAUAUUACUCGCAUGCAUAGCAUUGGAAAGUCUGUUAAAGACGCUGACCUCUGGGUGAUUGUGAUUGGUGAAGGCGCGAAUAAGCACGUGACUUUGAAUCCUAACGUCAAGUAUGUGGCAAACAUGCAUGGGAAUGAGGCGGUGGGUAGAGAAAUGCUCCUUCAUCUCAUUGACAACUUAGUCAAAAGCUAUGGUGGAAACACGACCUUGACCAACUUCCUCAAGACCACCACGGUUCACAUCAUGCCAACGAUGAACCCGGAUGGAUUCGCAGACGCUUCUUACGGAAACUGUACAUCAAAAACUGGCAGGAACAAUGGAGUAUCGUAUGAUCUGAACAGAAAUUUUCCGGAUUACUGGGUGGAAAACAAAGUUCCAAUUCAGCCUGAAACCCGAGCUAUUAUGAACUGGAUGAAGGAGGAACAGUUUGUGUUGUCCAUCAACUUCCAAGGGUCAGCCCUGGUCGCCACCUACCCGUUUGACAACUACCCAAAUGCGUCAGGUGUAAGCGCCUACGCCAGCUCUCCCGACGACGACGUGUUUCGCCACCUGAGUCUGACAUAUUCCAAAAACCAUCCCACAAUGCGCUUGGGUAACAGUUGCAAUGAUUCGGGCCCAUUUAAAGAUGGGAUAACUAACGGCGCCCUCUGGUAUCCAGUUACAGGUGGAAUGCAGGACUACAACUACAUCUACGCCGGCUGCAUGGAGACAACCCUUGAAAUAUCGUGUUGCUUCUAUCCCACUUCAGACGAACUACCGGGAUACUGGGAGAGGAACAAAAACUCCUUAAUUUCUUACUUAAUGCAAGUGCACAUGGGGGUCAAAGGUCUUGUGUUUGAUGAAAACCGAAACACUCUGGUUGGAGCCACAGUCGCUGUGAAAGGCCGUGAACAGUUCCCAGUGAAGACCACGGAGUAUGGGGAGUACUGGAAACUCCUUCUUCCUGGAAAAUAUGUCUUACAGGUCUCUCUCCCUGGUUACUAUUCGGUCUACAAGUCAUUUUCUGUUGUGUCAGGGACGGUAACUCGAAUGGACGUCACCCUGCGUGAAAUCGGACAGGUCACUUAUGUCAAGAGCACCGGAAGUGAGCCUGUCUCAUCACUAAUCCUCUUCUGGGUCGUCUUUCUGCUGGCAUUUCUGUCAGUACAUGAACAAUAACAUUGUUUGGAAGACGCACGCCACAAUACUAUGCCUGGUAUAUGGAGUCCAGACAAAUAUUCUAAAUGUAUAGCAUAUUAAUCAAGAGCCUAAUAUAAUAAUUGAGAAACUUGUUAAAAGAUUUCACAAACAUUUGAAUUUCAUCUUUUAAAAAUGGUCGCCAUGAAGGACAAUUUGGAAUUUUUCUAUGGUUGAUUAGCCAAUGAAUAGGACGGACGAACGGUUGGAUGGAUGGAAGUUACAGUGUUAUAUAUUUUUUAUUUACAUUGAUAAAUGAUGACAGGAUGACUCUUCCUACUUUCUGUAGGAGGAUUGCCACUUCACAGGAAGGCCCGUUCUUCGCCAUCUGUCUGCAGGAGGACUGUUACUCUGCAGGCUGAUUUGACAAAUUUAAACUUGCUCAAAACAAACUCCACAUUAAAUGACUUAAAAGGACAGACCCUAGUUUUUAAACACUACAGCAUAUUUCUCACUAUUAGAGCGUUUAUAAUCACUGAAAUCAAACAGUACUUACAUUUUAUUCUUUAGAUUAUCCAUUUCCGUACAACCGAAGU